AUUCAACUCACAACCCACUUCUUCAUGUCAUUUCUUGUGAACAAAUUUCAAUUUUGAAAUAAUAAUUUUUCUUUUUUUUUAUGUUUUCGAAGAUUAGUCAAUCACAGAGAAAUAAAGGAAAUACAACCACAAUAAAGAAAAGAACUUGGUAACAUGCUCAGGGUUAAAUAUAAAGGCAACGAGACAGUAGCUCACACAACAGCGCAACCACCUUCAGCGUUGUGAGCACUCAGUGCACUCGGUCGCACAUUUUUCGAAUAUACAAAAAUUUAGUAUAAUAUAAAAUUAAUUAAUAUACAGUUAGAAAGUGGUGCAUGUGUUGUAACAAUAAAAUUACUAUAUAUAUAUAUGACAAAAAAAAAUUGCACUUUCUUUGUGACAAGCAGUAAAUAUACUCGUAUUAAAAGAGGCGAAAUUAUAUAAUAUAAAGAAAGAAAGAAAAUUGCAAGCGCAAAAAUAUUUUCGAAUUGUCAGCGCCAGCAAUAGCUAAAAUUUGAGCGGUACAUUUUAGUAGCGAACGAAAUUUCAAGAAAUCUUUUUGUGUCCCGCAGCAACAAAUCAACAAAAAUUAGCAACAACGUCGCAAGCACAUUACAGCAGCAGUGCAACAAUAAGCCUCUAAAACUUGGCACUAGAAAACAAACAAACGGUUGCAAGAAUUAAUUGCAAUUAUUAAAAAUUGAUUAGCAUAAAUACGUACUCUGUGUACCAUAUACCGUCCGUCCAUCCAAUGGCAUCGACAAAGCGAUCAACACAUGAACACGCUGGCGAUUACGACGGCGAACCCGGCUGCCAUACACUGCACGAGGUUAACGCCAUGUUCCGGCACUACUGGGACCCUACAAAAUAUUGGACAUGUGAGGCACAAGGACGUCCGGCGAAAUUGAAACGUUGUCCACAAUCUCAUCUCUACAUGGAUUCGCAAAGCCAAUGUGUUAUGUAUACCGAAUGGCAAUGGACGGAUCCAGCCGAUCCACCAAGCCGUCCGCAAAGCGCAAAAAGCACGUGAAGUUGAAUGAUAUGAAGGUGGUUUCAAAGCAAAAACAACAAACUAAUUAAAUAAACGUGAUUAGAGCAAGCACAUGAAUGCAGCCCAAAUUCGUGUACAUAUAUACAUUCAUAUACAUACAUACAUCUUUUUAGAUAAGUAUGCCACAAAGUUUGUCGAUGUGAUUUAACAGUUUAGCGGCAACUGAAUAUGUAUUCGUAAGGAAGAUAAUUUUAAUAUCAGUUACAAACAUACAUACGUAUUUACUUUUAGACGAUGACUGAAAAUUUUGUUUAAGUAAUACAACUGUGGCUAUUAUUAAUUAAAAAAUAAAAACUUCCAAGUACUUAGGUAGUUUAUCGAAAAAUGCUUUAUGCUUUAUGCUUUAUUUAACUUUAAAGAAAUAUACAAUAUUAUAAUUGUAAAAAAUGAAAAGAAAAAGUUUAAGACAAACACUUACUAAAUAA
Anastrepha ludens (Mexican fruit fly) is the source of this 1455-nucleotide messenger RNA. RefSeq lists its product as uncharacterized. The record is from RefSeq and is a predicted model, not a curated record. The transcript is spliced from 2 exons. Bases 731 to 1009 code for a protein of 92 amino acids. Lineage: Eukaryota; Metazoa; Arthropoda; Insecta; Diptera; Tephritidae. Gene Ontology annotation, molecular function: chitin binding.